Mercenaria mercenaria is the source of this 809-nucleotide messenger RNA. RefSeq lists its product as uncharacterized. Bases 75 to 686 code for a protein of 203 amino acids. Lineage: Eukaryota; Metazoa; Mollusca; Bivalvia; Venerida; Veneridae. The record is from RefSeq and is a predicted model, not a curated record. The transcript is spliced from 7 exons.
CAUUAGCAACGGCAAAUCCUUGAGGCGAAGCUGGCACCAAGAAGUUAUUUCAAUUAUUUCAUCAUGAAAUAAUAAUGCCUAACGAAAGAACGGGGUAUUUUACGUGGAUUGUGAGCUUCAAGCAAUCAUGCAACGAACGGUGGGCAAGAUUCAGAAAUCGACUCCGCCGACGAUUUUAUGCUCGGAGAGGUCAGAGAAUAGACCCAUCAACAAUUGUAAACGAGACUGGUACCAGAGACAUGGUUAUCAGUAAAAGUCCUAACAAGACAAACAAAGUGCUACCAGAAAACUUAGCAGCUCCAAAGACAACCGUGACAGAAUGUUCUGUAGAUGUAGGAAGUGUAUCAACUACAGGACUUGAUGACAGCUUUGAAAAACUAGUCGGAGAAUACGUGUCCGGUAUUAUAAUCAAAGCUGUAGACACUUUGAGGCUGGAGAGGUGGACCCCAAUGGGCAGCACAAAUGUAACUGUAGAUAAUUCUGCAGACAGAAUUUCUUUGUCGUCCAGUAUCGUUAGCCAAAUCGCCGACAUAGCGGUGGCAGAAAGCCUAUCUAAUAUUUUAUUAGACACAAACAUAAACCAGUCCGCCAUUCGCAAAACUAUCAAAGAAUUUAUGGUGCAGAAGUCUUUGGAAUUGUUGGCGGAGAAGUUUGCGGUCAACCUGCUGCCAGUGAAUGAUUGUUGAAAAGGAUGGCUACAAGACAAAGGGAGAUUACAAGGCAACUGUAUUUAGAUUAAGCCUUUUUUUUUUGUUAAUAUUGCGUAUGCAUUUUCAUCUGUUUUCUGUUUUAUGAGGUUCUGAAUUUUA